GAAACCAUUGACGCUUUCCUGUGAAAUUUAGAGGUAAUUACUGCGUUAUGUUUUUAGUUAUAACUUGAAUCAGGUGAACUUUCAGAAAUAAUCAUCAAGAUGACAGUUGAAGGAGAAAGAUCAGAAUCUGUUGCAUCUAAUCAGAGUGGAAAACGAUCAGCUAAACGACUGAAUAUCGUCAUCCAAUGUGCCGCAAUCGGGGAUACUAGUCGGCUGCUUGAGUGCUUUGCCAAUGAAGACGACCCCUACCACGACCGCGUAGAAAGCCAGCUGAACUCCGUAGACGAGGAGGGGCGAUCGCCGAUCGAAGUAGCGGUCACAGAAAAUCAAAUAGAAAUGUUAAAACUGUUGCAAGAAAAGGGGUCCAGUAUGGACACAAGGAACACAAUGUCAGCAAGGACCCCACUUGAUAUGGCCUGUAUUCUUGGAAGGAAAGAAGCACUGAAAGAAUUGUUGGAAAGAGGAGCAGAAGUUGACAAUGCGACAAAGCGAGGUUACACUGCCAUUCACCAUGCAGCAGCCUGGGGUAGGAUGGAUUGUCUGAAGAUUCUAGUCAAGCAUGGAGCUAGUUUAUCUAUCAAGACUAAACAUGGAGAAAGGGCCAGGGAUACCGCCCUGAGAUACAAACAUGAUGACUGCUCAUUUUACUUGGACUGGUCAGAAGCAAGACGUGGCCUGGUCUCCAUUCUGCAAGAAACAAAGGAAACAAUUGAAGACCCUCAGAAACUCCAGGGAAGAUUGGCCAAAGAUGAGAAAAUGACUGGGUUGAAUGUUUGUGGUGACAAACAAGAAUGGUUGGAUUCCAACCCAAAUGCUUCGAUUGAAGAUUUUCAUAAACAAGAGGAAGAUCUGAGGACCUCUUUGGAAGCCAUCCUCAUAAAAUUGUCAGAACCACCACCAGAGAAGCCUCACAGACGAUGAGACUGCACACUUGAUGACAAACCAACAGAGGAUAUCUAAGUGCAGGAUUAGAGCUCCGUUAAAACAGUCACUGAGGGAUGCUGUAUGUUACAGUUGAUAUCCACACCCGCAUUGGUCUCAUACCACAUGGUCUAAUCCUAGUUUGUCACAACCAGCUUUUCUGCUAACGAAAUAACCAUUUGGUUGUAAUUGCCAUUUAGCCCAUUUUAAUACCAUUUUGUUUCCAAAUAGGCUACACCCAUUUCAUCUUACACCCACUUAAUUGGUAUAGCACUAUAGUACUUGGGUUAUAUAAUGAGAUGAAGUGUAUAUAUGUUUUUUUUUACUUGGCAAUGUGUAUUAAUUAGUAAAUGAAGUGGAAAUUAGAUCAUCUGGGGGAUUUUUCAAAAAGACUUUAGUAUGACUUAGAGUUGCAUUUAAAUGCCUAGUUGCGUGCGGUAUAAAAGACAUGACCGCAUUGGUCAGAUCAUGCCAAGAGGACGCGCACUACUAAGUAUUGAUCAAUAAGAUUGCGGGCUGCAUAUCAUGUACGUCUUCAUUUCAGUGCGACUCUGUGAAACACCCCCCCCCCUGGUUUUUAGACUAAACAAGUAUUAGACUGUAGUGUAGAUCAAACAACAAUCGGACCAAAUUGAUAUUAGACCAAUGGGUUUUGCCCAUGUGACAUUGACUAUCUGAAAAGUAGAUCAAGAAGUCAAUAUAGACCUUUUUUACCACCUAGCUCAAACACUGCAAUCAAUAAUUUUAUCAAUUCUGACAAGUUGAAUAUUAUAUUGUAAAUAUAAUAUACGGCUUUCAACUCGGUAAAUAAGAUCGCAUUGAUCAAUCUAUCUGAUAAGUCAGAAAAAAUCUAGGAACCAGCAGGAUUUGAACCUCUCAUCUACUGAUUGCCGGUCAGCGACUGUAUACCACCAGGCCAUCAGUUUUUAUUUUUCUGACUUAUCAGAUAGAUCGAUCAAUGCGAUCUUAUUUACUCAGUGGGUUGAAAGAUUUACAAUAUAAUGAAACUUUCUCAGCAAGCUUUUAACAUUCCAAGUUCAAUAUCAUUGCAAAACUAAGGAUCUCCUCUUUCAUAGUCUAUAUAAAAAUUGAAUAUAUUCUGGCUAACUUGUGUGGGUUCUGGGCUCAUGUGCUGUUUUUUAUUUGUCAUCUUGAUAUAUCCCAGUCCUCCAUCCACAAUAUAUAUAUCAAUUUACUACUGUAUUGCAUAUCGACACAUGAUUAUUGCUUUUAUGAAUCACUUUGAAUGACUAAUAAAAUUUCAUUUGUAAAUUGUUUUUUAUGUGGUUUUGAAAAAAAAAAUUGCCUGAUGCAGCACGGUACAAAACAGCUAUCAGAGACGAUGAACAUUUCUUUUUUUUUGCGGGGGGGGGGGGGGGGGGUGGAUCUCCAGUCAUACUCCAAAUUAAGGAAUGAUUGUCAAUUUACUCUGGAAAAUAUUCCAGUUUGAAUAUACUGUAUAUAUUCAUGUAAAUAUCUAAAACUUUUGUGUGCAUAUAUAUUAUAAAUAGAUUUUUAUAAUUUUUUUCUUAUUUAAAUUCCGUUUGGUCAUUGAAACUAAAUGUAUGCAAAAUUUAUAUUGUAAUGGCAUCUGAUAAUGCAUUUUUUUAGAACAAGACUUGUGAUAUUUGUGUAGUUGUUGUAAAUCUGUUUAUAAAUUUGAAUUAUUGCCUAGUAUUUAAGUUUGUAAUUCAAUGUAUGAAACUUAACAGCUACAGCCCCAUUAUUUUUGUUUCCCUUGAUCUAUUCCAAAAUCAAUUUGUGGUUUAUAUCCCAUUCUAUAGGCUACAUCUAUGUAGGAACAAUAAUAAUUAUACUUUCUUAUAUACUGUACAUGUAUAUAUUGCUUAUCACUUUACUUUAUCUAUGGAUUUUGGUUCAUUGUAUAUAGAAAAUGAAAUAUUGUACAAUUCUUCUUUUUUCAGUGUACACAUUUUCAUUAUAUUAUACUACCUGGAGCUUUAUCAAUACUAAUCAAUACCCUUGAGCCAUGCACAAUAUCAACCAACUAUCUAGCCUAUAUAGGUGAAGGCCGCAGCUUUUGUCUUUGCCUUUACGACUCUGGAGCUGUUACGCGAAACGUCAUUAAUACCUCUGAUGCGGAAGAUUGCGAACCAUGGAUGCAAAGCAGCCACCACCUAUACACUCUGGUCUCCUACUGGUCUUGUGUUUGUUUUUUUAUCGACCAAAAUUUGGUGCAGGUUUUUCGCAACAUCGUACAAACUGCCAGUGGACAUUUGUCGCCUUCCAUAUCAGACGAAUUGCUGUUGUUCUUCGUUACAGCAUCAGACUCUGAAAGGCAACGGCUUGCAGCCCCUGUCUACAUGUAGAUUAUAGACUACCGUACCUACUAUCAUGAGGAUAGACAAAAUAAAGACUGAAACCCGUCCAUACC
Lytechinus pictus (painted urchin) is the source of this 3316-nucleotide messenger RNA. RefSeq names its product ankyrin repeat domain-containing protein 45-like. The record is from RefSeq and is a predicted model, not a curated record. The transcript has 5 exons. Lineage: Eukaryota; Metazoa; Echinodermata; Echinoidea; Temnopleuroida; Toxopneustidae. Bases 100 to 921 code for a protein of 273 amino acids. Gene Ontology annotation, molecular function: protein binding. Gene Ontology annotation, cellular component: nucleus.